This is a messenger RNA of Penicillium maclennaniae, 1419 nucleotides long. Its product is annotated as glycoside hydrolase family 16 protein. The transcript has 3 exons. NCBI's taxonomy places the organism in Eukaryota, Fungi, Ascomycota, Eurotiomycetes, Eurotiales, Aspergillaceae. The record is from RefSeq and is a predicted model, not a curated record. Bases 1 to 1419 code for a protein of 472 amino acids.
AUGAAGCAAGGCGGUCUGUCCUUGGGUAUUCCUGGAGGCCUGUGUCUUCUUCAGCACAAUCGUCUUCUCAUUUCCAAGUCCUCCAGCCAGCCCCCAUAUCCAAGGAAGGACCUUGAAGACUGUGACUGCUUCACGGUGUCAGGUCCCGACCCUGGUUACUUCCAACACUACAAGCUCUGGGACUUUCGCGCCGUUCCUCUUGGUUCCAGCACAAAUCAACCCGGCAAUAACAAUGAUGAGGACGAUGAUGAGGAUGACUUGAGACCUGACAGCCAAGGCCACGACGGGAACAAGCAAGAGAUCAAUCUCGACAUCCUGAGUUUCUUUCAAUCUACUUUCAACAAGGACUGGAAGGUCCAACAAUGGAGGCGCCCUCGCAGCCCUGAUGCCCCGGUAGACAUGAUCAACUCCAAGCACAAUGUCUUUAUCACCAAGAACCAUGAGCAACGAGACCCGCAUGCAACAUAUCUGGUCCUGCGUACUAUCCGCCAUGACAACUACUCCUCGACUGCAGAAAUUGAGACUCGAGCACGAAGCAUCUACCGCUGUUCCAUACGAGUCAGAUUUCGCAUCCUGCCCACCGAUGUGUUGUUAGUUCAUCCAAUGGACUCGCCGUUGCGUCAGUCACAGCACAAGAUCUCGUCCUUGCAGAAUAGCACAAUCUCAGACAAUGAGGCAGCCCUAAUCGAGCCUGGCAGACCUCCAUCAGGUGCAUGUGUUGGCAUCUUCACUUAUCGUCCCCCCAAUUGCGAAUCGGACAUCGAGAUCCUGACAAGCGAUCCUUUACACCGUGUGCGAUAUGCAAACCAGCCAGACUAUGAUCCCGAGACCGAUGUGAUGAUCCCCGGAGCCAGCACAAUUCUAGACCUGGAAGUCUCAUGGACAAAUUGGUCAACUCACAGAUUGGAUUGGCUCUCCGAAGUAUCACGCUGGUGGGUGAACGACAAGCCACGGGAUGCCAAGACAUACCGUGUCCCAAAUAUGGAAAGCAGAGUGGUCAUCAAUCUUUGGAGUGACGGAGGCAUUUGGACCGGGGAUAUGAGACUGGGUGACCGGGUAUAUUUGGGAAUCGAGUAUAUUGAACUGGCUUACAAUCGAUCCUCUGAUGCCUCCAAACAUAUUCCGCCUGCGCAACCUGGUGGUCACAAACAACCUUUCGUCAAUGUGUCUAUCUCUGAAAUUAUGGACUUCUGGGAAGAUUCUUGGGGGCCAAAGACUGAGUUCUUGACCGGAGUGAAAAAGGAACAGAAGAAGAAGCAUGGCAAAUGCAAGAAAGGGAAGAAAGGCCGGAAGUGCAGGAAGAAGCAUCACCAGAAACCCAAGAAGCCAAACAAGCCGAAGAGGCCGAUCGAACCUCAUUGCAUUCGUGCGUGUAACAUUGAUGACCUCCAUCUUGGAAAUCGUGGUGUUGGCAGUUAA